Molecule: messenger RNA, 8477 nt
Organism: Monodelphis domestica (gray short-tailed opossum)
Lineage: Eukaryota; Metazoa; Chordata; Mammalia; Didelphimorphia; Didelphidae
Gene: BCAT1
Product: branched chain amino acid transaminase 1
Biological process (GO): L-leucine biosynthetic process; L-valine biosynthetic process
Cellular component (GO): mitochondrion
Molecular function (GO): branched-chain-amino-acid:2-oxoglutarate transaminase activity
Source: RefSeq, a predicted model, not a curated record
GUGUCUCGUCAGUUCGGGAUUUUGUACUGGGGGUCCGCAUUAAAGGUGGCGGGGAGAAUCAUUUUUUCCCCUACGUUGUGACAUUACAACUCGCUGGGAGGAGAAAUUGCUUCCUUGAGCUGUAGGUUUUGAGCUUGUAGAAACAGAAGUGAGUGUAUACUGACCAUGGUUCCUCAUCCCUUGCCCUCCUUUUAGUCAGACCAUAGCAUAAAGACUCUUCCAAGCCUUCCCCCGCGCCCCGCCCCCAGGGGCUGCGCAGUCUUUGCUAAUUUGCUCUGGGUCCUCCAGAUGGGGAAUGGUUCUGCGCGCUCCCUCCGAUCCCCAGGACCUUAGGGAGUUGGAGGUAAUUUGAGUCUUGGCGAUUUCUGGCCAAUGACCGCAUUCUACGGAUGAGGGUUGAAAGGGGCUAAGACGCGCGUCUUUUCCAGCUCUCUAGGAGCGGGAGGGAAGGGCUUUAUUUGUCUCCUGCGAGUGCGAGGAAGGCACCUAUGCGCUGACCCUCUCGCGCCUACUUAUUCCUGGUCCCGUGGAAUUGGAGUUGGAGCAUCACGCGGCAAGUGGGCCGAGUGCUGCUGGCACCGCUGGGAGCUUCCUGGGGCGCUCGCUACCUCUCUUGCUCUUACUCUGGAGAAGCCUCGUGCUGAAGCAGCUACUGCCGCCGCUGCGGUGCACGGCCAUCACCCUUCUGGACACAGCAUGGCCCUCCAGCCUGGAGCAACCAAGGCCGUUUCCUGCGAGGAAUGUAAUUCUGAAUGUUCUAUAGGAUGUAGUGGAACAGGAGAACCAAAGCAAAUGGCAGGGACUUUUAAGGCUAAAGAUCUAAUCAUCACACCAGCAACCAUUUUAAAAGAAAAACCAGACCCAAAUAACCUUGUGUUUGGGACUGUUUUCACGGAUCACAUGUUGACAGUGGAAUGGUCUUUGAAUUUUGGUUGGGAAAAGCCCCAAAUUAAGCCUCUUGAGAACUUGUCAUUACAUCCUGGUUCAUCUGCUCUUCACUAUGCAGUUGAAUUAUUUGAAGGAAUGAAGGCAUACCGAGGAGUAGAUGAAAAAAUACGUCUUUUUCGACCAAACCUCAACAUGGAUAGGAUGCUCCGAUCUGCAAUAAGGGUAACUUUGCCUGAAUUUGACAAGGAAGAACUUUUAAAGUGUAUACAAGAACUUGUGAAAUUGGAACAGGAAUGGGUUCCACACUCAACAUCAGCCAGCCUGUAUGUUCGCCCUACUCUCAUUGGCACUGAGCCUUCCCUUGGAGUAAAGAAGCCAACCAAAGCCCUACUUUUUGUAAUUCUGUGUCCUGUGGGACCUUACUUUGCAAGUGGAAGCUUUAAUCCAGUAUCUCUAUGGGCCAAUCCGAAGUACGUAAGAGCCUGGAAGGGUGGAACUGGGGACUACAAAAUAGGAGGAAAUUAUGGUGCUUCCAUAUUUGCACAAAAUGAAGCAUUACAUUAUGGGUGUCAACAAGUUCUUUGGCUCUAUGGAGAAGAUCAUCAGAUAACUGAAGUGGGAACCAUGAACCUUUUCCUAUACUGGAUAAAUGAAGAUGGAGAGGAUGAACUGGCAACUCCACCACUAGAUGGUAUCAUUCUUCCAGGAGUGACAAGGCAAAGUAUCCUAGAUCUGGCACACACAUGGGAUGAAUUUAAGGUGACUGAAAGGUACCUCACUAUGAAUGACUUAAUAGUUGCUCUAAAAGAAAACAGAGUAAAAGAGAUGUUUGGUUGUGGUACGGCUUGUGUUGUUUGCCCAGUUUCUGAUGUACUAUACAAGGGUGAGAAUAUUCAUGUUCCAACUAUGGAGAAUGGCCCUAAGCUUGCCACACGUAUUUUAAAUCAACUUACUGACAUCCAGUAUGGAAGAGAAGAGAGUGACUGGACAAUCUUGGUGUCUUGAGUGAAAAAUACAGAAGAUGUCAUCUGUACAUUAUUGGGACAAGCUACUGCAUUUGAAUUGUGAUAGAUUUGUUUGAUUACCAGUUUAUAGCUGUGUGUAAUGCAUUGUGUAUUGUCUUUGUGUUCCUGGCCAGAGAAUAGAAAUAACAAUCAUGUUACUUUCUUCAGUAAGUUUGCUAGUAGAUGCUUACUUUGUUGUAGUAAGUAGUUAAGAUGUAAGCCAUAUAAUGUAGAACUUUUCCUUACAACUUUUAGUGCCUCCUUUAGUGGCCUUAUCUUUACUCAUGAUUUAGAAUGGAUUAUACUCUUCCUCCUUUACCUCUUUGACAUUUUAUUUACCAAACAAGACUUGAAUGAUGAAAAACUGGUUUAGAUGAAUUUUGUCAUUAAUGUUCUUUAUGCAUCCUCAGCAUUUUUGUGAUGCUCUUUUCCUCUGUGACUGUCAUUUUUCUCUUUUUUUUUGAGAUGUUGGAACAACUGAGUUUGCUCUCUGCUCUUAUUCUUGGGUUUCUCAGUUCAUAUUACAAUGAAUUUCCCUCUGGCACAAGGGUUUUGCUUUGCUUCUCUCUUCCAUGCCAUAGAAAUGUUGCCACAGAGGAUAAUGACAUGAUAUCUCUGCUUAUUUCUGGAUCUAAAAUAUCAUUCAUAGGCUUCUGUUAGUCCCUUAUGCUUGUUUGCCUUUAUUGCAUAUUUACAUGGGGGUUUCCCUAGGGAGACUUCAGUUUGCAAAACUCACUGUUAUUAUACCUGGAGGCUCAGGGGAUUUUCAUUAGUAUCCCUGCUAAUAAUAUGCACUGUAAUUCAUUUUAUUACUUAUUCUCCCUCCAUGUUUUUAGUAUAUCUACCUACCUGCCAUGUGCCAAUACUUAGAUACAAAACACUUGUAGCUAAAAGACAUUGAAAAUUGAUUUUUUUGAACUUCUAAAUUUCUCUAUAAAGUAUUAGGUCCCUUGGGGACUUCCUUUGAAGUUCCUCCAACUUCUUAGAGAAUUCACUCUCCCUUCUCUUUAAAGAUUUCUUUAAAUUUCAUAGUAGCCUCUACUCUUUAAUGACUAAAACAAUUAUGUAAUUUUACUGAAGAACUGAAUUAUCAAUGAAAACUGUGAAAGAGGGUUUUGGGACUACAUUCUUUUUAAAAUAGGCUAUAAGCACAGAACAGUAUUCAAUUUCAUAGCAGUAUGAUUGUGUGUCUUAUCUUUAUAUAAUUUAAACUGGUUAACUGGCAUUUGUGUUUGAUUCUUAUUGUUAGUAUAUUUAUUUCACAUUGUUUUAAUUUCUGAUGGUCUACUGAAUCGCCAGCCUGAAGAGAUAACCCAAAGACACACAACAAGAUAGAGGAAUUAUUCUGAUAUUGACUUGUGCCUUGAAAGUAGAGACAAAGCUAUAAGAAAUAGUUGUGAUUUUCUAGUGAGUGAAAUAACAGUGAAUAGCACAAAAUAUUUACUCAUUUUUAGGUUUCUAGCUAUCAGAAGAUGGAAUGAUCUGCUCUGAUUUAAUAGCUCCUCUUUGCCUCAAAGCAGAGGCUAGAGAGAGAGAGGACGAGUGUGUGUGUGUGUGUGUGUGUGUGUGUGUGUGUGUGUGUGUGUGUGUGUGUGUGUUUAUGUGCGAAAUUCUAGAGUCAAGAAAGAUGAUGAAAAUGUUCUUCACUGGACUUUUAUAAAUGACUUGUUAUCUUGGAAGAUACUACCUAAUUCAGGUCUUGCUCCUAAGAAUCUGAUUCCCAUAGUUAACCAUGUCUCUUACCAUUUAAGCAUGUAUUUUUCUCUCAGUAAAUCUUUGACCUCACUUCAGAAAUGAUAACCCAAGCCUGACAUUGGAUCUGGCUGUUGUCUUCUAAAAAAUAUUUUUGUAAUGCUAUCAAUAUAAUUGUUUUCCUUUGGAAUCCUAUGUAUUUUAUUUUGUGCAUUAAAAACUUUAUUCUAAAAAGGGGUCCACAGGCUUUACCAGGCUGCCAAAGGAGUCCAUUACACAAAAACCUCUGCUCUUGGGAAAAGGAAGGAUUUUACUACUUUUGUAAGAAAUGCCCAUUGUAAAAGGAAAUGACAUUUUCCACAUGUGGCUUCCAGAACUAUUAUUUAGGGCCAUCUCAUAUUUUUUCUGCUAUACUUAGUCCUUUAGGAUAUAAUUUAGAGACAGUGUUUUAAGGUCUACAAUACAUUUCCCUCACACAAACAUUGUGAAGUACAUAAAACACGUAUUUUUUAUCUGCAUUUUACAGUAAGAGAGGUUAAGUGUCUUCUCCAGUUCACCUACUACUGUCAAAAGCAGGAAUUGAACUCAAGAUCACCUGAUUGCAAGAUCAGUACCCCAUCUGUAAAAUCAUGAUGACUCUCAGCUUAUGGUGGGAACAUCAAGGAAGUUCAUUUUAGAUAGAACAUAUAAUGUUUCCUACCACUUUAAUCAAAGCUAACUAUACUACUAACUUGUUAAAUGAAUUUGGAAAGAACAUCUGCACAUCUCUUUUCCAUGUGCCCUAUUUGUCUAAUUGUAGCAGAUUAAUAUAGCAAGAGAGUAGCACAUUAUAACUAGGCAAUUAUCCAUUUUUCAACAGUUAGUUGUAGUAACACUAAUUGAUCAUUUAAGACAUAAAAUAAUCUAACAUUAGGAACAUGUGAGGCUAAUCUGCUCAAAAAGAUCAACAAAUUAAUACUGUUGCUGAUAUUUGCAUAAUUGGCUACAAUUAUUUAAUGUUUAAUUGGGUUGAUCAAAUGAAAUUCAGGAACUCACUUGAGUAUGCAUAUAAACAGAACAGAACUGAUGGCACUUAAAAUGAUAAUGAUUAAUUGUACAUUUUCUUUUUUCCUCUACUUUAUUGAGUUAUUAUAUUUAGACCAAAUCUAUCCAUAGCUUUUUGGAUAAUAUUUUUAAAAUAAGCCUUAUAAAUUUGCAAUAAAUGUCCACUGGAAGUUAAAUAUUAUCAGAUAGAUAUCUACUAAAAUUGAAUUAUCUUUUAAAUAGAAUUUAAACCACAUCUGGCAUCAGUAAUUUUCUUUGACAGAUUCUUUUUUUAAAAAGUAAAGUUGUGCCGAAUUAAAGAAAGAGAAACCAGAUCACACAUUCCUGAGCUGGGAUAUAGUAUUGAUCUGUCUGAAUGAAUAAAUGAAAGUGAUCAAUUUCAACUUUAAAAGCAGCUAGAAAAUUUAAAGAGUGGAAUGAGUCACUAUAGAAAUGACUCGGGAACUUUGGCAAGGAAUCUUUAUUCCCACCUUUGGGAGUAGUGCAGUGUAGGAAGUAUUCCCUGGACUUAAGAUCAGGAGACCCAGGCUGUAAUCUCAUUCUUUUCUAAACCAGAUCUACUUCCCUAGGCACCAACAUCUUCAGAAAAAUUCAGACUUGAUAUAUUUCUUGGUCCUUCUAGCUUUAAGAUCCAAAAAAAUUCUGUUUCUUAAGUAUUGUUGGGUUUUUAGUUUUUUACUCCUACGAGCAUAACACAGUGAUGUGAACAUAGUAAGUAGUAAGUGUUUCUUGAUGUGAAUUAUAAAAGAAGAGAUACAUUGUUACUGAAUAUCAGGAGGAUCCCUCCAACCCCCCCUCCCCAAGCAAUUGGUAAUAUCAACUUUGUGAUGAAAUGCAAUUUAGCACAUAAGAAAACAAGAAAUAAACAUCACAAUCCAGUGUUAAAAACUAUGAUAAGUUGGAGGCUUGCUUUAAUUUUUGUACCUAAAAAUAAUGUAUGUUGGCUCAUAGAGGUAGGAUAGUCUUUCAUACCUGAAAUUAUGUCAUUUUGGGGGCAGAGAACUUGCUAGAAUAAUUUUAGUUUUAAAUAUAGCACACUAUCAUGGCAGGGAGUUAGACAGCCCUUUAGACAUUUUUAAAAUUAAGUAAAAAUAUUUAUUUUCUAAAUAAAAAAUAUUUAUUUCUUCAUCCCAUUGAGCAUGUUAAACUUGUAUUCAUUUUCCUUAAACAGUUUUUCUUUAUAUCCCUGAAAGAGGUUAUAAUUGUAUCUCAUAGGUAUAGAAAAGUAUAUAAGCAGAAAACAAACUACUUUUGUUCUUUAACAAAUAGAUGGAAAUUUUUUGAAUUGUUUUCUGAAGCCUUUGGUGUCUUUUAUGCAAUAGAUAUAUUGACUUCCUUGAUUCAAAGUUUCCUUACUGUCUGAAAAUGAGGUUUCUUAGGAAGUAUGUUGCAUCAAUUUAAUAUGACUCAGAAGAAUUAAAGCAUUUUAGUAUUAAACAAUCAAGAACUGAUAAAUCUUAUGCCACACUACUUUGUCAGUAGUUAUUGGAAGCAUUGCCAAUGGUCCUUUAUUAUAUAUACAUGAAAUGUGUUGUAGUAGUAUUCUCAUUGGAGAGCUAAGUUGAAUUUCACAUGCAAAAUGUUACCUGAAAAUGACAUACCCCAGAGACUAUACAUUAUGGAAGGAGCUUUUUUAACAUUAAGUCACUUGGAAAAUGAUAGGUGAAAAAUUAAUUUUAAAACAAACUUGAGAAAUCUUUCUGUCUUGAAGAACAGUUCUUCAGGAUACUAUAAGUUUGAAUCUUUUUCAUUAUUGCCAAAGAAACUCUUUUUUGAAAAUCAUUGCUGAUCAACCAGGAAGUUUUAGCUUUGUUUUCAUUCUUCAAUAUGCCUUAAAGUACUCACUUCAACACAUUACUCAUUGGAUUCUUUCCUUAUUUAGCUUAAUAAGGAAACAUACUAAGGCUCAAGAAAUAGAAAUGUUCACCUGGAAUCCCCGAGCUCCUUUUUUUUUUUUUCUGAGAGGGGCCAGUCAGAUCAGGUUAUUUCUCAUUUAUAUUUGGUUCUUUGGUUUCUAGUACUAGCAUCUCCAUUAUUAACAGGACUUAACAGUUGAAUAGUUUACUACACAUGUUAAUAACAUUUUGAAACUCUUGUCUCCAAGAUAAAGUGCAGAUUCUGAUUCACAAGGUAAAAAUGCUGGUGUGGAUUAGGUUGUCAUUUUGUUCAUUGGCAGAUCUUUCCAACCUUUUUGGUGUAGAUGGGAUAGUAAGACCUAAUUAAUUCCUCAUGGCCAAGGCUUCAGUGGAUGAAUUAUUUCUUAUAAUUUGUAGAGAAAGAAAAAAGAUAUGAAAAAUAUUCAGUGGCAGACUAAAUGUGAGAAUAAAAGAGGAAGGGAUAUGAAUCAGGCAGCAACCACAAAUAUUUCAUUCUACUUCUUUUCUAUCGAAGGAAAAACUAUAUCUCUCCCUCUGCUGUAUCCUUGUCGUCUGCCACUCUGAAACUAAGGCUAGUCAUAGGUGCCAAAUAGAAAGAGUGCCAAUGAUUAUGUGUUUUUAAGAAAGUGCUUCUUUUAUUUUUUUGAAUUAGAAUGAGCUCAGAAAUAUUUUGUGACGGGGACUGUGGCAAUUUUGUCUUUUAUUCCCAAUGCCUCAUGUAAUGCUGAGCAUAGACCAGACACUUAAUAAGUGUUUACUCAAUUGAACUAAAUUGUUGGGACAUUACUUUGGACAACUAGAGAUCUGACCUGGAUUUGAUCCUAGAGAUUUAAAAAUCCAAAGCCUUAAAAAAAAUUAAAAAAACAACAAAACUAUUGUAUGUACUAUCAAUUCUUAAGCAAUCUUUUCUCUUCCAGGUUUUCUUAAUACAAAUUUCUUUGAGGCAGAGGAAAGUUAGAAGGACAAGAAUCAAAUCAUUAUUUAUUGUAGAUCUUAUCUGUUCCUUAGAUUGAAAGGUUACUUUGAAUGCUUUGGGAAUUAGAUGGAUAUUCUAGUUUCAUUUUUAACUGUGAUAUUAAAUAUCUAGUUAUGUUAUAUAGCUACAUAAAAACAAAUACCAGUUUUAAGAUAAAUGUAGGAAUCUUCUUCAAGCAAUGCUUCACUGGUACCUUGCCAAGAUUGUAGGGAAUACUAUUAAACUAGAUUUUAGAGAGUAAGGUGGCUAGUCUCUGCGCAUAUAUCAAGUUACUCUAAAGAUGUUCCUCUAGUGAAUUGAAAGAAUAGAUUCAAUGUAUAGAUAGAUUCAUCUCAUUUAUAUCAUUGUCCUCACUUAUAUUUUGGAAUUAUAUGUACUUAUUUGAUAAUGGAAAGUUGAUACAGAGAAAUAGGUUCCAGCAGAUGUACCCUGUCCCAGAAAUCACUGAAGUUUAGGAACAUGGAAAAGUUAGCUAAAAAUAUACUUUUGGGACCUUUUUUUCUUGCAUCUGAAUCUGAUUAUAGCUGCCACUAGAGUAAUAAAAUCUGAUUACUAGUGUCUUAUUUCCCAGUUUAUGAGGUAACUUGUUCUGUACUAGUUUGUGAAAUCCUCUUUAAGUAAGAAAAAAUGGUAAUUCAAUAGAUAUAAAGAAAUAUUCUGUUAGACUUAUGUUUUCAUAAAUGUUUGAGCUGAUGUUAUCUUAUAAGGAUUCAGAUACACUAAAAGCAUCAUAAUAACAGCUAUAUGGAAAAUAUAGUGGGUAAAGUAAAGGAAACUCUACCUCAUUCUUUAAAGGUUUUGUAGAAGCACAAUUAAACUCUUAAUGGCUUUGUUACACAUGAACCAUCUGGUGUGAAUGAACACUUUAUAUUUGUAUGUCUAAAGAACCUGUAAUUGUAUUUUGCUGGCAAUAGAUGCAUUCUUUAUUGUUUGCAUUUUCCUCAUCCAAUAUGUAAUUAUGCAGUGUUUCUCUCUUCAAUAAAACACUUUAAUGGA